GAACGAAACAAAAUGUCACUGAAACAAAACAAAGAUAUUUUGUAAACAGCCGCGAUAAAAGUUUUCUUCAUUAUUUCUAUUUCUUAAUUAACUAAAUGUCUAUUCAGCCUUGGUACAUGUUUUUGUUAAAUCUAUAGUGAGAUGAGAAGCAUUGCAUUAAUUUAAUGUGAGACGCUGCAAGUAAACAUAAAUUAGAUAGCACUGAGGUUAGGAUUUUACUAAACUCUUUUAGUGUGAAAUGGAUGAAUCUCACAAGCCAAACUUAGAAGAAUACGAAGCAUUAUUCUCUCAACAAGUUGCUAAACCAUCAUCCUCUAUAUACAAUUAUCAUACAACUAAAAAUACAAAAGAGUGUCCAUAUACAGCGAAAGAAGUUAUCGAAAAUGUAAAGCGUUCUUUGAGAGCCAUUCAGAACGCGGAUUAUGUGAUAACAGAUAGAAAUGUAAAGAAGAGACUGCAGCCUUACAAGCAGUCUAGCCUGCUGCCGUUGAAUUUGCUGUCUGUACCCAGAGAGGAGCCCCCAGCUACUGUAAAUGCAAACAAAUUUGAAACACAAUGUGUUACAGACACACAACUCAUAGAUGUAGUGGAUAAUGCAGAGGCAUUGUUACAAGUUGAUAUAAAUAAAGAAUUUGAGACCACAUUCUGUAGUGAAGAAGGACAAAGUGAUAAAACUGGCCUUUUAAAUGUUGAAAUAUCACCAAUUAGAUAUAAUAAUGAUGAAAAUCCUGCAAAAAGACCUGUAGCUGAAAAUGUAUUCAAUAGAAAUAAUAGUGAUGGGAAUGGAGAAACUAAAAUUUAUGAAGUCAAAAUACAAAACGCUAUUGAGGACAAUGACAUAGUAUUAAAUGCAUCAUUAGUACUUCCAACUAAAACUAGAUCAGCAAGAAGUAAAAAUUUGGAUAUUGAUAUGAAAACUGAUACACAUGAAGAAAAUAUAGUUACAACUCAGUUAUUGAAUGAAUCCAUGGAAAUAGAGAAAAACAAUGAAAGUUUAGGUGUUCUACUGGAAAGAGAAACAAAUAGACCUCUGAGCCCAGUUCUUAAUCUGAAUACACACAAGAGAAAAGCAUUUCAGCAAACAUCUCAGCAUUUAGUUUUUAGUUUAGAGAAAUUCGAAAAUUUUGAAAUGCUUGCUAAACAGUUUCUUGCAUGUGAAAAUGAUCCUGAAAGUGAGAGUCCCAUGCUAAAUGAGAAUUCGCCAAUUCUAAGCAUAAGAAUUCCAUCUGAAUUAGAUACUGUAAAUGAUUUUGGUUCACCUCUAAGGCCUAUUGUUAAUAAACAAGAAGAAAAUUGUGAAUAUGAAUCAGAAACAGUGGUUAAUGAUGAAUCAACAGUUAUAAAACUCUCCCCAAAAACAGAAGGCGAAACGUCUAAUGAACCUAAAUCAGCCACACCAAACGUGCAAUAUUAUGAAAUACUUGAUGAUGAAAUUCUGUUUAGUUCUGAUGAAGAAACAGAUUAUGUCCACAAAAGCAAUCUUGAAGUUCCUUUGACCUGUGCCUUAGAGACUUCUUUCUACACAGAAAAUUCCGAUAUCUUAGACAAAACAAUGUUUGUGGGUUUCCAAACUGCUAGUAAUAAAUCUAUUCAAAUAUGCACGGAUUCUUUUGGAAAAGCGCAGAAUAUUCUCAGUGAAGUUGAAAAUAAGCGUAGUAAAACACCGGUUUCAUUAACUGAAUUAGUAGCUCAAUGCGACGGUCUUGUGAGUGGUAGAAAACCAGAUAAUAAACCUUCGCCACCUACUCAUGAUGAAAUAGUUACCAAUGAAGAAUCAAAGACAAUAAUUGUACCAAAAAGUGAUGUAUCUGAAGGUAGUUCAUACCAAGCACAGGAGGAAAAAGAGUUCUUUAAUACAAUUGGUUCUUCAAAUGAAAAAGCAAGUAAAGAACCAUUGAAAUUUGAAGGAUUUAAAACCGCAAGUAAUAAAAAUAUAUGUGUAUUUGAAAAAUCUCUCUCAGUUGUUAAAAGUGUUUUCCAAGAUAUAGAUAUGGUCAAUUUGAAUAUAAAUCCUCAUAGUCCAGCAAUACUAGAUACAAAAAGCGCAAAUAACACAACUAUCAAUGAUGAAAACGAUUAUGAAAUGAUUUUAAACGAAUUCAAAAAUGAUAUUAUGCCAGAAGAACAUAUCAGUAAAAAUUCAGAAAAUAGCAAAAGUCCUGCCAAACAUGAAAAUAUUGAAGAUGACCAAGCAUGUUUUUUUGGCUUUAAAACAGCAAGCAACAAAGACAUUAAGAUUUCGGACAAAGCCUUAGCUAAAACCAAAAAUAUAUUUGAAGAUAUAGAUAUUGAUAAAGACAUUUGUACAACUGAAACAUAUGCAUUAGAAACCAAAAGAGUAACUAAAUCUCACCAUAAGUUAGAAAAUAAUAAUAGUGCUUCAAAUAAUGAAGAUAGUUUUAUAGGCUUUCAAACAGCAAGUAGUAAACCAAUCAAAAUAUCCGAUAAAGCUAUGGCUAAAACGAAACAAAUAUUCCAAGAUAUAGAUACAGACAUAAUUAAGGAAGUCGAUACCAAUUCUGUAGGGUCGGAAUCUAGAAUUGCUACUCAAAAUACAGCAUCUGAUAAUUGCAACCAGGGCGAUAGAAAUGAAUCGAUUGGAUUUAAAACGGCAAGUUUUAAAAGGAUUACUGUUUCUGAAGCAGCAUUGGCUAAAAGUAUGAAAAUAUUUCAAGAAGCUAAUGAAACUGAACCAUUUGCACAUAAAAGCAAAACCGAAGAAUUUGUUGGUUUUCAAACAGCCUCUAACAAGAAAUUGGUAAUCAGUGAGAAAUAUUUAGCUAGAACCAGGAGUGUGUUCAAAGAUAUAGAUCUAAAUGAGAACUUUCACAAAGAAAACAUAAUAACAACUGAUAUUAUUCAGUGUCAAAAUGAUAAGAAAAAUUCAUCCGAUAAAGUAACUAGUACAUACAAAAAAUUGUGUGAAAAUACUGAUUCGUAUCAGUCAAGUACAAAUGAAGGUUUUGUGGGAUUUCAGAAGGCCAGUAAUAAGAAAAUUGAGGUAUCCAAUAAAGCGAUGGCAAAAUGUAAAGAAGUAUUUCAAGAUAUAAAUACAGACUACUCUCUCGAAAAUAAUUUACCAGACCACAAUAGAGUAUCCAUGGUGCAUACGAGUAAGUCUCAAAACAUCAACCGAGAUUGUGGUUUUGUUGGAUUCACUACUGCAAGUAAUAAAAAAGUUUCUGUGUCUAAAGAGGCUAUAGCUAAAACCAAAAAUGUGUUUCAAAAUAUAAAUAUAGAUGAUGUAACACUUACUGAAAAUAACGUAAAAAAUGAUUUAUCAGGAUUCCAAACGUUAAGUGAUAAGAAAAUACAUAUAUCAGCAAAAGCAUUACAAAAAAGAAAAUUUUGUCAAGAAACGCAUAAUGAUGACUCCAUCGAUAAACAAUGUAUAACAGAUGGAACCAUACAGCCGUUUGUUGGAUUUCAAACAGCAAGUAAUAAAAAAGUUACUGUUUCCAAAGAUGCUCUUACUAAUAGCCGAAAGAUAUUUGAUGAUUUCGACACAGUUGAAAAGGAAUUCAAUCCAAUAGAACAAAAUAAAAAUAAUUUUAUGGGUUUCCAAACAGCUAGUAAUAAACGAGUCAAAGUAUCGGAAGAAGCUCUAAAAACAACAAAAAAUCUAUUUGAAGAUAUUUGUCCGAGUCAAAUUGAAAAUAUUUUUUUAGAAAAUGAAAACGAAGUAGACACAUUAAAACCAAAAUUUACUGGUUUCCAAACGGCAAGCAAUAAAAAAGUUACAAUAUCUGAAGAAGCUUUGAAAAAAACUAAAUGUGCUUUUCAAGAUAUUGAACUUAGUCAAAUUGAAGACGCAUGCUUAGAAAAACAAAGCGUAGUAGAGAAAAUAAAUACAGAAUUUACUGGAUUCCAGACAGCGAGUAAUAAAAAAGUCACCAUAUCUGAAGAAGCUUUGAAAAAGACUAAAAGUAUUUUUCAAGACAUUAGUCUGAGUCAAAUGGGAAACUUGGAGACAGCUAUCGACAAAAAAGUUUGUAAUAAUAAAGACUCAUUAGCAAAUAAAAGUAUCUUAAACAAUGCAAAUUGUGAUCAAGCAAAGGAAUAUGGAAGAAAUGCAUUUUUAGGAUUCCAUACGGCGAAUAAAAAAGAAGUUAAAAUAUCUGAAAGUGCUUUAGCGGAAACACGACACGUAUUCAAAGAAAAUAAUAAGGAAAGAUGUCUCAAAGAAACAGAUCCAGAAAUAGAUAAAUACUUAAACACACAAGUCUUAAACAAUUUUGAGGAGCCACUAAACACAGAAGACUUUAUAAAAACACCAAAGAAACCAAAAAGGUCAGCCAGCCCAAUAUUGUCUUGUCCGAAGGCGAAAAAACGAAAAAUAUUUCAGACUCCCUAUAAAGCUAAAGAUGCAGCCAAAAACGAUACUCCGAAAAUUAUACCAGAAGCAGAAACUAUAACAGGAAAAGUCCUAUCAUUCAAUAAAUCAUAUAAAAGCAAUAAAAUACUUAAACUUAAAGACAUACAGUUGCUAGAAAACAGUUCUUCUGACGUAGUAACGAUAGAUCCUUACAUCGCCACCUUUGACUUCGACAACCUACUCAAAUUCGAAUUCUACGGCGAAAGAAACACCAUAUCUGAUUCAAAGCUUACAACAGAAGAUUUAAAACUGCAAUUUCUCCAAUCUGUGAAUAAGAAAAUUGUCCCAGACGGAUGGCUAGACAAUCAUAUACGGUUGAUUAUAUGGAAGUUAAUAAGAUACGAACUGUUAUUUCCUAAGUCUAUGGUCAAUGCUUGCAAUACUACGAAUGUUAUAGACCAGCUAAAGUAUAGAUAUGACAAGGAGUUGUAUAAUGUUGAGAGGCCGGUGCUGAGGAAAAUUCUGGAGAAGGAUGAGGUGGCUUCGAGGACUAUGGUGUUGUGUGUGGCAGCUGUUUACGCCGAUGGCAUCAGUGUUAUCAGAGUGCCAGAACAAACCUCCUCCCUAGAGCUACUCCUAACAGACGGCUGGUACGCUAUCCGGGCCACCCCGGACCUCAUGUUGACCCGGUUGGCCCGGGCGGGCAGGCUGGGUGUCGGGAUGAAGAUUGCGGUGUGUGGCGCAGAGCUGGAUAACUGCAGUCAGCCGGUUUGUGCUUGGGAGGACACCUCCAAAGUCCGCCUCAAGCUGCACGGCAACUCAACCCGGCCAGCCCACUGGGACGCACGGCUCGGUUGCCAUGGCAACGCCGCCAUGUUGUCGCGGCUGGCGGGGGUGGGCGGGGGCGGCGGGGGGGUGCGGGCGCGCGCGCGAGUGACGAGGGUGUACCCCGCGCUGCACGUGCGCAGGCGCAAGGACGGCACCACACUGACCCUGUCGGACCGGCUAGAGCAGAUAUACCAGCACAAGCACGAGGCGGAGAGACAGGCCCUCAUGGAGAAGAUAUACGAGGAGGUGGAGAGAGAGAUGCAGGAUACGACAUCGGACGACUCGGAGUUAUCGCAAGACUCGUGCAAGCGGCCGCGGCUUGAGACUGGCACACAGAUAGCUAGGAUGAUGAGGAGGAGCAACGACCCAGAGGAGUUCAGGGCCAACCUAACCGCCACCCAACUCAACCUCCUCCAAACACACACGGACCGCACACAGACACUACUACAGCAACGUAUAAGCGCCCGCGUGGCCGCGCUCCCCCGCCCCGCGCUGCCGCUGGUGAAGGCGACUGUUGCUGACUGUACUAAGGAUGGAUGUACUACUGCCACACUGUCAAUAUGGCGGCCGUCGGAAGCCAUUAUGGAAAUCCUGCAGGAGGGCGCCUGGAUCGAGAUGAUGAACGUCAUGCCUACCGGUGUAAGGCAGAAUGAGCUACAGAUCUCCGCGGGCAGACAAUCGACAUUCAACAAAGUGAAAGUGAAGGAAACAGACAAAAUGAAAGAAUAUCUCGCAACAUUAUCUAGAAAAUGUAUAGAUAUAAAAACCCUUGCUCAAAACCCGGCACUGAAAACUUAUCGCAACGAAAUCGAUACAGUUGGCUUAGUAGUUUUAAUCGAUCCGCCGACAUCCGAAUUCGAUUCAGAAUCGAAUAAAAAUCAACAUUUCCAAAAUGUAUACCUAGCGGACACAGAUAAAAAUAUGAUCUGUGUCAACUUUUGGGGCGGCGUCAAAAAGUUUGGAUUCGAAAAUGUUUUGGACACCGGCCAAAUAAUUGCUGGUAUAAAUUUGCAAAACAGACUUGGCAACACCAAGAAAAACAUACCCCAGUAUAGAGCAACAGAGUUUAGUUAUUUCACAAAAACUCCCAAAUAUAAUGAUGCCAGAAUGAUGAUUGACGAAUUAACGAAGAAAAUGAACGGUAUAGAUAGAAGAAAAUUCUGUGGUGACUGCAUAGAGUUGAAAAACAAUUUUAGUGUGAUAAAGAAUCAGAAUAACACAGAAAAUGUGUCUCCAUACAGAUUCAACAACGACCACAAUUUGACAAAAAACAAAGUCUUUAUUGACUCACCCCUGGCUCAAAAACCUAAAGACGUGUCAGAUUUAGACCUCACGGGCUUAGAUUUUGAAUCGUCAUUCAAGCAAAGAGACACCCAAGACAUGUCGCCAGAGGAAUUAAAAAGAAAAAAGAUUGUCAAAGACAAAAUUGCCAGACUAAAAAUGUAUGGGGAGCCGCCACCUCUAAGCCACAUGCAUAUUAUUCAUAAAUCUGCUAACGCAACCAAAGCGUUUAAAAGUCCAUUGCUUGCAAAUAAUCAUUGUGCUCAAAUUCUACCGGGAGAAAGUCCAAAAUCUACCCUCCAAGCCAAAGUUACCAGUAUUACAAAUCGAAAUCUACCAAUCGAUUUAGCUAGUAGUAAUGAUGCAGCUUUGAAUAGCGAUCAAAAUGUAAAUAAUUUAAGUAGCCCAAUAAUGGCUUUAAAUACGACGUAUGUAAAAAGAAUAGGUGGUAAUCCAGUGAAGUUGAAUUUUUCAAAUAGUAAUAUUUUGGAGAAAAGUGUCGACCAUUUUGCUGAAGAAUUCGAUGGUAGCCCUCCUUUGAGCUUGGAUUAGAUAUUUUAUAAUACCUACUUACAUUAUUAUACAGGGUACAAUCUUAUUGGUGGUCUUGCCGACAGCAUGGCUAUGUACCCGUCAUAAUAUCCUCUUUGAUAGAUUGACAACUAUAUCCCAUUCCACGGGGAAAGACAUCUGACAGAAUCCUUAUUACAAUCGAAUAAAGUAGUUUUUGUUUGUAUCAGAUGUAUUUCCCCGUGGAAUGGGAUAUAAUAAAUUUAAAUUGAAAAAAACAGCCGUAACAUUCUCAAGUUCUCUAAUCCAAAAUGUACAUUCGUGAAAAUCAGUGAUAAAAUUCACCCUGUACCCUGUAAAAAAAUUACAUAUCAAAUGUUUGAGUAUUUAUAAGACAUACAUAUUUUAAUUAUUCUCUAAGAUUUAUAUCAUAAAUAAUAAAUGUUGCUGUUACUAUAAUUA
Plutella xylostella (diamondback moth) is the source of this 7396-nucleotide messenger RNA. The record is from RefSeq and is a predicted model, not a curated record. Lineage: Eukaryota; Metazoa; Arthropoda; Insecta; Lepidoptera; Plutellidae.